This is a messenger RNA of Guillardia theta CCMP2712, 708 nucleotides long. RefSeq lists its product as hypothetical. The coding region runs from base 7 to 630 and encodes 207 amino acids. The record is from RefSeq and is a predicted model, not a curated record. The transcript is spliced from 7 exons. NCBI's taxonomy places the organism in Eukaryota, Cryptophyceae, Pyrenomonadales, Geminigeraceae.
AGCACCAUGCGCUACAUCGCUGUUGCCCUUGCGUUCCUCGCCGUCUGCCAUGCGGCCAUCCCUCAUGAAAGUCAGCAGAAGAAGGCUGACGAGAAGACGCCGCCCCGCCAUAACCACCGUCAAGCUGCCACUCUUUACAUGGCCAUCAUCGAGCCUAAGUAUCCCAAGAAAGUCACCUUCCCCCUGAGUGACGAAGAUGACCUCAAAUUCCACGCUGCAAGGGACGCGUUGAUGGAGCAUGUCAGAGGCGAAGCCGAUCAAUAUGAUCUCAAUGAUCAUGCCGUUAAGGCAAAACUUCGGGGGAAGACACUCACAAAUCAGGAUCAAGUUCAGCAGCACAUGAUCAAGGCGGUCCAGGAUGGAAUGACCAUGCAGGAGGCAAGAAUCGGAAUGAUCAUCGCUCAGUUCGAGGACCUUCCCAAGGACAAGCAGGAGGCUGCCCUCCAGAAGGCCAAAGAGCAUCGUGACAGGAUCCCUGCUGGAACUCGCGAGAAGGUCAUGCAGAGAAUGGCUGACCGCAACCGUGAGGAGCGCGAGCAGCUCAACGGCAUGGCCACCCCAGAUGCAAAGACUGAAUGGGUCCAGAAGAGAUAUCAGCCAUCCAAGAGGCUGCCUCCAACUCUGCAGUAGAUACUCAGGGACUCACAAGCAAGUUUUUCCUUUGUGUUGUGAUGUAUGCGACUGUAAUGCAAUAAUACAACACAAAUU